UUUAGAUAAAAUUAUUUGUGUUGCGUUACGGUAUAUUGUUCAUAUUGGUUAUUCUUUUUGAUUGUUUAUUAUAUUUAAUAUAAAAUAAUAUUAUUGAUAUUGCGUCCAGAGACUAGAAGGAAAUUAAAACCUAAAAAAUUAUUAGAAGAUGUCGUUGGCCGAUGAGUUGCUAGCUGCAUUGGAAGAUGGCAAUCAAGAUGACGACUUGAUGAUGAUGGAUGUUGGCUUGGAGGAAAAGAUGGAUGUUAACGACAUUCAAGAUGUUUCAAUGCCUCAAGCCAAAGCUGACCUCUCAGUUAACAGCAUUGCUAAGCUGAGAGACAGUAAAGAAUUAAACAGAAUCUUGAAGGAGGUGGAACAUUAUUCAAAAUUGUCAAAAUCUGCUGAAAAGUGUGGUCCAGUUGAAGCAGAUCCAGAGUAUAAGUUGAUAGUCGAGGCCAACAACAUCACUGUCGAAAUCGAUACGGAAAUUAAUCUUGUUCAUAAAUAUGUGAGAGAUUUGUACAACAAAAGAUUUCCAGAGCUUGAAUCACUCGUUCAGACUCCCAUAGAAUAUGUACGAACAAUUAAGGAACUUAGGAAUAAUAUAGAUCAAUCAAAGAACAACGAGAUCCUUCAAGAGUUCCUCUCUCCCGCCACCAUCAUGGUCGUCAGUGUUACAGCAUCAACCACACAGGGACUAGAACUUUCCAAGGAAGAUUUGAACCGGGUCAUGGAUGCUUGUGAUAUGGCCAUCGACUUGGUUCGAAUCAAGCAGUUGAUUCACGAGUAUGUUGAGUCUCGAAUGACAUUCAUUGCACCGAACCUCUCUGUCAUCAUUGGAGCUUCAACUGCUGCCAAACUCAUGGGUGUUGCUGGAGGCUUAACACAUUUGAGUAAGAUGCCAGCAUGUAAUGUUUUGCUACUUGGUGCCCAAAAGAGAACUUUGUCCGGUUUCUCGACAAAGGCCAUCAUGCCUCACACUGGAUACAUCUACUUUUCAGACUUUGUACAAAGUGCUCCGCCGGAACUGCGAAGGAAGGCAGCCAGAUUGGUGGCAGGCAAGUGUAGCCUGGCCUCUCGUGUCGAUAGUUUCCAUGAAAACAUGGACGGAUCAGCUGGGGAGACGAUGAAGUCAGACGUCAUUCAAAAGUUGGACAAGUUGCAGGAACCUCCCCCUGUUAAGCAGAUCAAACCACUGCCAGCUCCAAUUGAUUACCCCAGGAAGAAGAGAGGUGGACGAAGGUAUCGUAAGAUGAAGGAGAGAUUAGGUCUGACAGAAAUGCGGAAAGCAGCUAACAGGAUGACUUUUGGAGAGAUUGAAGAGGAUGCCUACCAAGAGGACCUUGGACUGACUCUUGGCACGUUAGGCAAGAAUAAGACAGGACACAUCAGAGGACCUGUCAUCGAUUCAAAGACCAAAGCUCGAAUCUCUAAAACUCUCCAGCAAAAGAUGCAGAAGCAGCAAGUAUGGGGAGGCAGCACGACUGUGAAGAAGCAGAUAUCAGGAACUGCUUCUAGCGUGGCAUUCACUCCUCUGCAGGGUUUGGAGAUAGUCAAUCCACAAGCAGCUGAGACGAGACAUCCGAGUAGCAACAUGAAAUAUUUCUCUACCACUGCCUCCUUUGUUAAAAUGGAUAAAAAUUCAAAGAAAUAAACUCGUAUUUUAUACAAUAUGGUCUGAUUACACGUGUUAUUUUUAUUAAUGUCAAGCUGGAAUACUACUCCUAUUAGUUUUGUAUUUGUCAUUUUGAUGAAUUUGUAACUAGAGACGAAACUGACAGUCAGCUAAUGAUAAACGUUUAUGUUUAAUUGAUUUUUAUUUAUACUUUCUGCUAUAGAGUUUCUGUCUUUCAAUUUAUCAUACGUACAUUCAUUCUCAAUUCGAACAGUAUCAUGAAUUGCGUAUUAUGUAUUAUGAAGGUGUACAAUGAAAUAAUAUACUGUACAGAAAACUUGGAUCAACCAAUCAAUCAACCAACCCACUCAACCAAUGCAUACAGGAGUGGGAGGCCAAUCCGGGCAGGGACUCGAAAUAUUUAUCAUUUUUAUACUUUAUUAAAACGGUUUCAUGCAUAACGCACAGUACAAAAAUAUGCUUUGAAAUAAUAAAUUUUACAGACAACAUGAAGUUCGAUUUUUUUUCAUAACGAAAUCCCUCAUAGAAUAGAUUUUUAACAUUUGUGUAUGUGCUUGUGUGUGUGUGUGCGCGCGUGUGUGUGUGUGCGUGUGUUUUCUCAAACACAUUUGAAUAUAAUGCUCUGCCGUUGUGAGUUUUUGAUUAUGCAUGCUAAAUUUAAUAAAUUUGAAUUAACUAAUAAAACAGUGAGAAUGAAAUGUUGUAAAGUUCAUAUGGAAAUACUUCCGUCAUUGGAUGGCGCAAAAUACAUUUGUGGUUUGGCCAUAACAGGCGGUGGAAGUGGUUGUUGAAUGUGUUGUUGUGCUGGCAACAUGUUGUGUUGUUGUAUGUGUGGUGGAAUUUGUUGAAUAUGUUGUUGCUGGUUCAUCAUCUGAUAACUCAUCUGCACUGGCAGCGGUUUAUUCCUGCCGGGUGCGUCGUAGUUGGAAGUGCUGUACUUCUGACUGGCGUCCUUCAAAUUUUCUUUUUUAAAUUCAGUUUGCUGUAUGAGAUCGUCGACGUAUGCGUACUCGUUUUCCUCGCUGAUGUACAUCUGCUGCUGC
Molecule: messenger RNA, 2661 nt
Organism: Helobdella robusta
Lineage: Eukaryota; Metazoa; Annelida; Clitellata; Rhynchobdellida; Glossiphoniidae
Exons: 14
Coding region: 149-1636 (495 amino acids)
Biological process (GO): mRNA splicing, via spliceosome; spliceosomal tri-snRNP complex assembly
Cellular component (GO): precatalytic spliceosome; U4/U6 x U5 tri-snRNP complex; U4 snRNP
Source: RefSeq, a predicted model, not a curated record